CAGCAGUGCACUGCAUGCAUGCAAAGCAAUGGUAUUUUGGACCUUGUGAGGAAAUGGUACUUUACGUGUAUUUUGUAUGGCAGCUUUCGUUGUUUUGGAAUCUUAACCUGCAUGAGCUGCUCCCUAUGAACACUUAAUUUUGCCGCAAACAACAUCACUGUGGCGGUUGCCACCUGAUACCUUGGAAUCUAUUGCUUUUCUGAAUUGUAGUUUUGGGAAUCGACAGGAAAGAUGAUCAAAAAAAGUGACAUUAUGAGGCGGCAGAUGAACCGUCUGAAACAGCGGGCGAACCAGAACUUGGGAAGAGCGGAGAAAACAGAAGUACUGAAUGAUGAAUUAUUACAAUGUGAGAAACGGACGGAACAUAUCAAGCACACAUGUCAGAACAUCACAAAGAAGCUCUCAGGAUGUCUUAUCGGCUCAGGCACAGAUGUGGAGAAAAGAACGAAAAAGCUUCCACAUUCUGUGCUAUCACAGAGUAUGGGUGAAAUGAGCACAGAGUUAGGUGAAACUACAUUACUGGGAUCUAUGUUGGUGAAGACUUCAGAAGCAUGUGCUAACAUAGCCCAGGAACUCACUAGUCAUGAAAUGGGUCUAGAAAACCUGAUCCUCAUUCCAUUCAACUCAGUCCUAGAGGAAAGCAUCCCUCAAAUCCAGAGCAAUAAAAGGAGAUUAGUCAGACUGACUCUGGAUCUGGACUCAGCAAAAACCAGGUUCCACAAUGCUUCCAGGCAAACAGGAUUAGGGAAAGGCAACUUCCAGGAGCAAGCAGCCAAGAUAGAUGCCAUCAAGGAAGAACAGGAUGAUGCCCAGACAAAAGUAGAACAAUGCAAGGAUGCAUUAGUGACGGACAUGCUGAAUCUAGUCUCCAAAGAAAGUCUUCUGUCCAGGAGUCUAAUGGAUAUGGUAGCAGCCCAGGCCCAGUACCAUCGCAAUGCCCUGGCCAGACUUGAGAACAUGGUUCCCAAGAUGAAGGAGACCCUGGACCGGGACCAGCACAAGCCCACGUUUGGGACCCACCUGGAGGAGCACCUGAGGCUCCAGGACCGGGAGAUCGCCGCCCCCAUCGAGGUCCUCAUCACGUGGCUCCUGGAGCUGGGCAUCGAGGAGGAGGGGCUCUUCAGGUUGGGCGGGGCCCAAUCAAAGAUGAAACUUCUCAAGGCUGCGUUUGAUGCCAACAUAGAACUUGAUUUGGUGGACUUUGAAUUCCAAGAACACUCCAUUGCAGCUGUACUAAAGCUGUAUUUGAGAGAACUUCCAGCUCCUCUAUUGACCUUUGACCUCUACACUGACUUCAUCGAAGCCGGCAGCCAAAAGGAUCCUAAUCAGAAGAAGGAAGCGUUGAAGAAGGUCGUCAGUAGGCUCCCAAAGGCCCACUUUGAUAACUUAAAGUACCUAUGUCGAUUCUUGAAUCUGGUUGCUGACAAGAGUGAUAAGAACAAGAUGACGUCCUCCAAUCUCUCUCUCGUCAUAGCGCCCAACAUGCUCUGGUCGGAAAAGGAUGACUUAGGCAUUUUAUCUCCGACCUCCAGGACAUCGCUAGCAGCAGCGCCAGGCAUCGUCGAUUCCUUCAUCACACAUGCAGAAUGGUACUUUCCCGGAGAGAUGGAUUUCCCGACGCCAUUGCCUCCAACAACACCCUCACCGAAAAGCAACUCGUUUCCAGACACCAACUCGUACCCGCUGAAGAGCCCCGACGGGACCGCGCCUUCUCUGGUACCUGCAUCCAACACCACAUCAACCCAUUCCAUUCCUUCAUCGCACCCUCCCCUAGGGCCCCCACCCGGUCCCCCUCCAGGCCCUCCGCCCAACCCCCCUACAGCCAUUCCACCCCCUCCCUCUCAGACAGCACCUUUGGUCACCAUAGACGGCGUCGGUCCUCCCGCACCGGCUGACAAACCCCUCAGAAAUUCCACACUUCCUAGGAAGUCAGUGAAAAGAGUCCACGCCCCUCCCCCACCCGUCAGUGUCUCACCGGUCCCCUCCCCGACGAACAGCCUGACACGGAACACCCAACCCCCGGGAGCCCCCCAGCCAUCUAAUCAGAACACUCAAAACAAUCACAAUAGUCCUGAGUUAACAAGAAAACUAAGCGACGCGAGCUCGCUUUCCACGAAUGGCACGGUAACCAAACCGGAGCGCCCUCCCGACAAGCCCCCCAUCGCGGGGAAGCCCCCCAAGAGCGAGAAGCCGAUCGUCUCGUGGAAGCCUGUCCCCGCCGACAAACCACCCGUCACCGACAAACCCACCAAGCCCGAGAAGCCUGUAGUUCCAGUACCUAGUCCUACCAAGGAGCGUCCGGGGUCAGGGCGGGACAGUAUCGACGGGACGGGCCUGUCUCCGAACCCCCCUUCACCAAAUAGCAAACCAAAAUCGGCAGCGAUUCAAAGGCCUACGAUGUUACCCCCUCCUCCGCCACCUACUGCAUUGGAAAAGAAGGAUGGUAUAAAUACCCAAAGUAGUUUUGAUACGGACUUGUGACAAGGUCAAGCCACAAUCUAGCUAUAUUUAGAGAUACUUUCAAGUUGCCACACUUAUUUUUACUUCAGCAUCACUUCAUAGUUGUCCAGAUUACGUAUGCGAAGAACACAUCUAGAUCCAGUCAACCAAUAUCACCAACUUACUGAGGAUGGCAAGACUUUACCGGCUCUGUAUGACUUAGUCAGUAUUUUUGACAGGUUCAAGAGUCGAUUCUUCACAUUGUUGGGAUAUUAGUAUACUUUCAUGAAAGAAGGAAGAUAUUGUUUCUCUUUUAAGGUAUUUUGCAUUUUUCACGAUAAACUAUGUAUAAGGGUAUAUAUAUAUGCUAGGAACACGGUAAUGCACAUGGCAGUCAACUUGUGCAAAUCAUUUUGACAGUGUAGGCAAAUUGGGCAAUCUUUGUUAUACCUGUGAACACAACUGAAUCAUGUCAUGAAGAUAUAUAGUUGAUGAAUAUACUGAAUAUACUAUGUGUACAGAAAUAUGAAACUAUAUCUUUUGAGAUCAAAUAUUGAUGUUCAUGUUACAUGUAUGUGAGAUAUUUAUUGAUAAUAGAUUGGGGUCAUGCUGCAUAUGUUUUAGGAGUGUAUUUUUGUUGGUAUCUUUGCUUUUGGUUUUGUUCAUGCAAAUAAUUGUUGACAAAUUUGACAAUCUACAUGUAUAGAAUUUGAUGUUAUUUUCACGACUUUUGUUUCAUAAACCUGCUUAUUGCUCCCACCCCUGCCAAAAAAAUAAAAUAUUGGAGGAUCAAGGUGAGUUGAUGGCUCUUCAAGUUCAUCAUCUCCAUUAAAGAAUACCUACCGGUAUACAUGAUAGUUAUUUCAUUUCAAGCUUGCUUACUUUCAAACAUUGAAGGUGUGCACCUGUGUUCUUUAAAUACAUCUCAAGGGGAAAAAUACUGUGCAGCAUGGCCCUGUACUUUCUUCUCAUUUCUUUAUAUAAUACAUUUCAUAUCCAAGUUUUUCAUGGUCUGGAAAAUGGGUAUUAUGUUGGAAGUGUUUUUCUACAAAAUUUUGAAGUGCUUUUAUCUUUUAUCAUCUUUAAUUGGAAGUGAUUGCAAAGAAGUUAUGUGUACUUUUCCCCAUGCUUAAUCCAUAAUUCUUUACAUAAGGAAAAAGCCAAUUUAUGUUCAUAUUGCAGAUUUAUUUCGUUUUAAAGACUCCUAGCUGACAUUCGCAUCUAUGAUCUAUCCGUUUUACUUUCAUCAAAUGGUAACAUUUUCUGGAAGAUUAGUGUACUUUUGGUAGAUUUGAGGCAAACUGAUGAUUGACAAUUUUUUUUACCUUUCACAUAUAUAGAGGGAGUUAUAUACCAUUGCUGUGGUAUGCAAUAUUGGACAAUCUGUUUAUUAUCCAAAGUUAAAGUGAAUCUUGGGUACUGGUAAUGGAUUGAACUAUCAAGUGGAAGCCGAUCUUCUAAGUUUUUCGUGCAGUAAAUGCGUUGUUUAGACCAGCAAAAUAUCAACAAACUAUUAAAAAGUGUCUCGAAUUUUAUUCACAGCUAAUCACAACUCGUAUUUGGAUGCAGGGCCGACCUCAUGUUAUGCGCGUGUAUGGAGACUACUAAUUCUAUUCUGAUCUUACAUGCAGAUUAUAUCUCAGAUAUAAGGCUAUUCCAUGCAAUGUGUAUCACAUGACAAACAACUUGAAUCAACAUGUUUCAUUCAGAAACGAAAAUAUCAUGAUUUGACCAUUCACACAUGGUUCCAUCGAUAUCACUACAUGUAUGAUUAGUCAGGGGUCAUGGCGUGAAAUUUUCUUUUUCGAGAUAAAAUGUACGGAUAAAAGACAUGUGAAACGGGACGUGUGGCGCAGAAUCGCUUUAUUCUUAUUUUCUACCAAAUUCAAUCGUCAUAUAAAAAUGUAUUUGUAGUCUUGAUAUUCAGUGUAAAUUAGAUUCAUAACUCAAGAUUAUCUUUAAAGACAUCGAUGCGUUGAUUUCAUCCCCGUCACAAUAAUGGCACAUUCCCAGCAGGAUACUAAACAAUGGCCAACUUUGGCGCAUUCCAUUUUAUGAAUAGGAGGCAAUAUAUAAAGCUGAUGAAAAAAAUGAAACUAUUUUCCUUCAACUAGUGUAAGGUAAUUUCGCACACUGUAGAAGCAGGUGUUAUAUUUUUCUUGUGUACAGUUAUCUACGUUAAGUAAAAUCAUUGAAAGUGUUUGUGGGUCUCUUACAUGAAUGUUUGGUAUUUUAAAUGUUUAGAUAAUUAUGAUUUAUAGCAUAAGGCUGGCUGGUACCAUGCAAUUCUCCUGUUUUCUAUGAAAACAAAAAUUCCUUUGCUAUUCUUAUGUUUAUGUUAUCAAUUAUAUGCUCUUUCAAACACCAUAUUAAGCCACCCCACAAAACAGAUGCAGCAAAAUAAAAGUCACACGUCACACGUUGGAAACCAAGUCAAUGCGCUUUUGCCCUUUGGUAAGGCAUUAAUCCUCAUUACCAAGUCCCUUGGAGAGGACUUAAAGCCAUCUGUCCCUUGGUUGCUUACCUACAAGCAUAUACAUGGUUUCUUAGCAGGCAAGUUAACAAUCAUCAACCAUCAAAUGAAACAGGGAUGGGAAGAAGGUACCUGUAUGUAACAUAGGGCCUCAAGUGUGCUCCCAUAUCUCUGUAUUUUACUGGUCUGUUUGUUUUACAUGACUGUUAAGAAAGCAUGUUUGCAAGUAAGCUACAAGGAGACCAAUAGCUUUUAAGUCCUGUCCUACGAACAUGGUAAAGAGGAUGGAUGCCUUACCAAAGUGCACGAGCGCAUCGACCGGGACGUCCCUGUUCCGAAACUUCUGCUCUACCACUGAGCUACCGUGCCUGUUAUAAGGUACAGGGAUGUGAAGCGCUUUAUUCUAGUGAAAUUCAUUUUGCCACUGCAGUUAUUUUUUUUUUUUUGGGGGGGGGGGGGGGUUACCAUUUCAUAUGUUAAAGAAGGCUUACCUGUAUGUGUUGAGGAAGAUGUGGUUUAUCUUGUUCCUUUUUAAAGACUACACUUUGCCAAGAGAGAAAAAAGUUGAUUUAGUUCAGUUUGUGUCUUCCCCAGUAUACAUUGACAUUAGUUACAUUUACAUUUUAGAAAACAAUCAUUAGAAUCCGGGAGAAGAUCAAGAGGUUUAGGAUGUUGAAUCUCAUUUUGUUUGACCUUGUUCAUUACCGGUAAAUUUAAAGGCCAGGUUAAACCCUACACAAAAAACUUUUGCUAUAACCUCUACCAAUAUUACUGCUGAGUACUCACUUGAAAUCAUAUUUACCAAAAUGCCCAACUCACACUCCCCCCCCCCCCACACUCACACUCACACACGCCCCCCCCCCCCACACUCACACACACACACACACGCAUCCCCCCACUCACACACACACAUGCGCCCACAAACUUUAGCCCACAGGGUCAGGAGGAGGAGCUUGAUUGUUUUAUAUAUUUACUCCUUAACUUGAGUUAACAUUUUUCCUACAGCCAUCAUUCAGUCUUUAACAUUCUGUAUAAGUUAGAGUGAAUCAUGCGUCUAAAUUUUAUUCUGAGGAAAUAAUGCAUUUUCCAUCAUUACCAGAUGUUAUGUUACCCCGUCAAUUGUGUCGCUUGCCUGUUUUGCAUACCGUCUGUUUGGAGCCAGAAGGGCGUUAACUCUGUAAAUUUAUACGAGUCAAGGCCCUUGUAUCUCCAAACAGACAAAAUAUUGCAAAGUUAACUCCAGAAUAUAUCCUCUUGCCUUGCUGAUAAAGUUGAUUGUCUGUGGAAAGUUAUCUAAAUGCACAUGCAGCACCCUAUCUAGUUACAAUCUAUGUAAAAAAA
This is a messenger RNA of Strongylocentrotus purpuratus (purple sea urchin), 6253 nucleotides long. RefSeq names its product rho GTPase-activating protein 17. The coding region runs from base 232 to 2481 and encodes 749 amino acids. Gene Ontology annotation, cellular component: cytoplasm; intracellular anatomical structure. Gene Ontology annotation, molecular function: GTPase activator activity; protein binding. The record is from RefSeq and is a predicted model, not a curated record. The transcript is spliced from 16 exons. Lineage: Eukaryota; Metazoa; Echinodermata; Echinoidea; Camarodonta; Strongylocentrotidae. Gene Ontology annotation, biological process: regulation of actin cytoskeleton organization; signal transduction; regulation of Rac protein signal transduction.